GGAGGCAGGAGGCACCCUCAAGGCUUCGCAAGUCCUCCCCUCUGCUCUGUGUGUGUGUGCAAGAAACCCCAAGGGAGAGGUGAAAGCAAGAGGCUAGGCUUCCUUGACGGAGAUGGGGGUGCAGAGGUACAGGUUCUUCUGCUGCGGGUGCGGCGCCAAUGCGGCGGCCGGCGACCGUGAGGGCGACGACGACGGGGAUUUCGGCGCGUUCGAGGAGAAGGUUGAGAAGGGGGCCGAAGCCGGGCCGCGGGGGCUGUCGUGGGCGCAGGUGGAGGCGAUGACCGGCGGGUUCACCUCGGCCGUGGUCGGCGAGGGCGGGUUCAGCACCGUGUACCUCGCGCGCCUCUCCGGCGCGCUCGCCGCCGUCAAGGUCCACCGCAGCAGCGAGCGCCUCCACCGCGUGUUCCGCCAGGAGCUCGACACGCUCCAGCGCGUCCGGCACCCGCACAUCGUCCGCCUCCUCGCCUUCUGCGAACAGCAAGAGGAAGGCGUGCUGGUGCUUGAAUUCGCGGCGAACGGGAACCUGCACGAGCGGCUCCACGGCGGGGGCAAGGCCGCGGGGGCGAUGCCGUGGGCGCGGCGGGUGUCGGUGGCGCUGCAGGUGGCGCGGGCGCUCGAGUACCUGCACGACCAGUGCGAGCCGCAGGUGGUGCACGGCGACGUGAAGGCCUCGAACGUGCUUCUGGACGCGUCCAUGACCGCCAAGCUCUGCGACUUCGGGUCGGCGCGGAUGGGGUUCUCCGCCGCCGUCCGCCCGCGGUCGUCGGCGCACACCAUGCUGGGCUCCCCGGGCUACGUCGACCCGCACUACAUCCGGUCGGGCGUGGUCACCAAGAAGAGCGACGUGUACAGCUUCGGCGUCCUGCUCCUGGAGCUCCUCACGGGGAUGGAGGCCUUCUGCGCGGAGGAGGGCCGGCUCCUCACCGCCGUCCUCGCGCCGCGGCUCAGGGCCAGCGCGCCGGCCUGCGACGCGCGCGGGCUGGUCGACGAGCGGCUCGGCACGGCCUACGACGCCGCGGAGGCCGCCGCGGUGGCGGCGCUGGCCGCGGCCUGCGUCGGCGAGAACCCCAGCCUCCGGCCGUCCAUGGCCGACGUGGUGCGCACCCUGGAGCACCGCGCGCAGGGAUCCAUCUCCGCCGUCGGGAGGAGAUCGGACGGCCACGGGAAGGUCUGAGUCACGAUGGGGGGGGGUCGUCGCGCCCCCCGAGGCGCUCAGAUCUGGCAUUCUGGAUUGCCGAGUUGUUAACUCGCGGCGGUGAAGCACGUGGCGCCCGGCUACUGGUUGCUAGGAGAACAGAGCGUUAUUAGUGGGCGAGCAUCUCAAAAAGAACGCAUCGAAAAAAAGGAGAGAAAAGCGUCUAUUUAGGGGGGAAAAGAUUUGGAGGAGAUAAAAAGGCAACUAGGCCAGGGUUCGUGUGCUAACGGGGAAUUUCCAUCAUAUUAAGCCGAAGGGGCAUCGACCCUGGGAGAGACCAAAAAAAGAAUGGAUCGUACAUCACACGAUUCUAAGAUUUUGUUGAUUCUUGAUUUCUUUUGUUAUUUUUGUAAAGUACAUUGGGUGCUCAUGACUCAUUCGGUCCUGCUGUUCAAACUUGUCCGUUGUUGCUUGUACUUAUAAUUUAGCUGGAUUUCGAUU
Messenger RNA from Panicum hallii, 1636 nucleotides. RefSeq names its product probable receptor-like protein kinase At4g10390. Gene Ontology annotation, cellular component: plasma membrane. Lineage: Eukaryota; Viridiplantae; Streptophyta; Magnoliopsida; Poales; Poaceae. The transcript is spliced from 2 exons. Gene Ontology annotation, molecular function: protein kinase activity; ATP binding. Gene Ontology annotation, biological process: protein phosphorylation. The record is from RefSeq and is a predicted model, not a curated record. The coding region runs from base 113 to 1174 and encodes 353 amino acids.